This is a messenger RNA of Clunio marinus, 198 nucleotides long. Lineage: Eukaryota; Metazoa; Arthropoda; Insecta; Diptera; Chironomidae. The record is from the annotation of a GenBank genome assembly.
AUGAAACGUCAUUCAAGGAUAUUACCCAGAAAAAUUUGGAGGGAAAAAUCUUAUAUCGGCAUUGGUUCGAAUGAACAUAGCAACCGGUUGCAGUUCUUGUAUCGAAUGAGACAUGAAUUCAUGCUUAGGAAGAUGUCUUUGGGUUUGAUAUUUGAUAUCGCCUUUUAUUUAUUUAUGGUAAAGAAGCUGUUGACAUGA